Molecule: messenger RNA, 537 nt
Organism: Aureobasidium vineae
Lineage: Eukaryota; Fungi; Ascomycota; Dothideomycetes; Dothideales; Saccotheciaceae
Source: the annotation of a GenBank genome assembly
AUGUCCUCCAACACAGGCAUCUCCNCCCACGCAACCGCCUUUGUGCACUCCUACGCCACAGCAACCGCAACCGGCGCUAGCUCCUCGCCCUCCGCCCUCCAAGCCUGCUCCUCCNAAAUGAGCUCCCACUACUUUCCAAACCUGAUUUCGUUUACCUUGGGCACCAAUACCACGGUCGCCACCCAAGCAGAAGCGGCCAAAGGCACACUCACCCACCUCCAAAAACUCGUCUCUGCUGGUGUGGGCGCAGAUAUCCGCCUCAUCCGUGUAUCCGUCAAGGAAAUUUCUUCGUGCUCGGCGGCAGUGUUUGUGACGUGGGAAUUGGUGGUUGGUGGGUUGAGUAUUGCGGAGGCUGAGAAAAAGGGUAAUGGGGUAAAGGCAAAGGGAUGGAGAUGGAGGAAUUGUUAUGGGUAUAGGAGGAUGACGUGGGAGGUUGAUGGCGAGGAAGUGGUGGACAAGGAAGGGUUUGAGUAUAUUGUUAGUGAUGAGGAGGUCGGGGAGUUGGUCAAGAGGGUGCCCAAGUAUUUCGAGCCCUGA